Haliotis rufescens (red abalone) is the source of this 822-nucleotide messenger RNA. RefSeq lists its product as uncharacterized. NCBI's taxonomy places the organism in Eukaryota, Metazoa, Mollusca, Gastropoda, Lepetellida, Haliotidae. The transcript has 2 exons. The coding region runs from base 1 to 822 and encodes 273 amino acids. The record is from RefSeq and is a predicted model, not a curated record.
AUGUGUUGUGGGCGAAGAACAGAAGUGGGGAGACAUCUGUUGUGGGCGAAGAACAGAAGUGGGGAGACAUGUGUUGUGGACGAAGAACAGAAGUGGGGAGACAUCUGUUGUGGGCGAAGAACAGAAGUGGGGAGACAUCUGUUGUGGGCGAAGAACAGAAGUGGGGGGACAUCUGUUGUGGGCGAAAAACAGAAGUGGGGAGACAUCUGUUGUAGGCGAAGAACAGAAGUGGGGGGACAUCUGUUGUGGGUGAAGAACAGAAGUGGGGAGACAUGUGUUGUGGGCGAAGAACAGAAGUGGGGAGACAUGUGUUGUGGGCGAAGAACAGAAGUGGGGAGACAUGUGUUGUGGGCGAAGAACAGAAGUGGGGAGACAUCUGUUGUGGGCGAAAAACAGAAGUGGGGAGACAUUUGUUGUGGGCAAGAACAAGUGGGGAGACAUCUGUUGUGGGCGAAGAACAGAAGUGGGGAGACAUUUGUUGUGGGCAAGAACAAGUGGGGAGACAUCUGUUGUUACGAAGAAUCGGGGAGACAUCUGUUGUGGGUGAAGAACAGAAGUGGGGAGACAUCUGUUGUAAAGAGGAAAGAAAUGAGGAGACAUCUGUUGUGGGUGAAGAACAGAAGUGGGGGGACAUCUGUUGUUGGCAAGAACAAGUGGGGAAACAUCUGUUACGAAGAAAUGGGGAGACAUUUGUUGUGGAUGAAGAACAGAAGUUGGGGAGACAUCUGUUGUGGGCGAAGAACAGAAAUGGGGAGACAUCUGUGGUGGGCGAAGAACAGAAGAAAGCUGUGUUCUUUUGGCUUUGCCUUCGACCUUGGAUGA